Molecule: messenger RNA, 3513 nt
Organism: Schistosoma mattheei
Lineage: Eukaryota; Metazoa; Platyhelminthes; Trematoda; Strigeidida; Schistosomatidae
Source: the annotation of a GenBank genome assembly
GUCAUCUGGAAAUUGCUGAUUGAAGAACAAAGGUUAUAAGUGGUGCGCUUCUUGAGUUGCCCGUUACACUAGUAAUUGAGACUAAAUGAGGUGCCAUGCAGACUGUAUUCAUGGUUGCUGAGAAACCAUCACUAGCUGAAUCAAUAGCGAAAUCCUUAUCUAAUAAGCGUAAUUCAAGUCGACGUGGAUUCAAUGGAGCAUGUUCUAUUCAUGAAUGGACUGGUCAAUUUAUGAGUGAACAAGUUCGCUUUAAAAUGACGUCAGUGUGUGGUCACGUAAUGAAUGUCGAUUUCUUAAGUCGUUAUAAUAGUUGGGAUAAAGUAGAUCCUGCUGAGUUGUUUGUUGCCCCGAUUGAGAAAAAGGAAGCUAACCCCAAAUUGAAAAUGGUGGAUUUUCUUCGCCACGAGGCGAAAAAUGCUGGUAUAUUAAUUCUUUGGCUGGAUUGUGACAAAGAGGGUGAAAAUAUCUGUUUUGAAGUUAUCAAUUGUGUCCAUUCAGUUAUGGUACAUCCCAAAAGAAUUCUACGUGCACAUUUCAGUGCUGUUACUGACCAAGAACUACAUGGUGCUAUGAAAAAUCUUAGAGAACCUAACAAACACGAAGCAUUGUCAGUAGAUGCUAGGCAAGAACUUGAUCUUCGAAUCGGUUGUGCGUUCACUAGGUUCCAAACGAAAUUUUUUCAAGGGAAGUAUGGUGAUCUAAACAGCAAUCUUGUGUCGUUUGGACCUUGUCAAACACCUACACUUGGAUUUUGCGUAAAACGACACGAUCAAAUCCAAUCAUUUAAACCAGAAACAUUUUGGCGGAUAAAGGUCUCGGGUGUUGAUGAUACCGGGGGUGUAUUAGAAAUGUCAUGGAAUCGUGAUCGUAUCUUUGAUAAAGAAGCUGCUUCAGUAUUUUUAAGUCGAGUCAAGUCUUCCAAAACAGCAGAAGUCGUCCAGGUAUCUGUCAAACAGAAAAUUAAACCACGUCCACAAGGUUUGAAUACAGUAGAAAUGUUACGAGUUGCCAGUGCUGGUUUAGGUAUUGGACCACAUAGUGCAAUGGCUAUUGCGGAACGAUUGUAUACAUCUGGUUACAUAAACUAUCCACGUACUGAGACAACAGCUUAUCCAAACACAUUUGAUUUACGUGGAUUACUACAGCAGCAGGUGAAUAAUCCAGUUUGGGGAGAUCUAGCUCGUGAAAUUCUAAAAAGUGGGUUAACUCCACCUCGUGCUGGUCAUGAUGCAGGUGACCAUCCUCCUAUUGCUCCUAUGCGUUUUGCGUCUUCCCAAGAACUGGGACAUGAAGCCUAUCGACUGUAUGAAUACAUUACACAACAUUUUAUCGCUACUAUUAUGCCCGAUUGUUGUUAUGAACAAACACAAGUGACCGUAUCCAUUGGUGAUGGUGAAUUGUUUACUAUAAGUGGAUUAAAAGUAGUUGAACCUGGUUUUACACGAAUAUUAACUUGGCAAGCAAUAGAAGAUAAAUCGUUGCCUAUAACACUUCUUAACCAAGGCUAUCAAUUCAAUUUACUUGAAGAACCAAGUUUAGUUGAAGGACAAACUGGUCCACCAGACUAUUUAACUGAGGCUGAAUUAAUUACCGCUAUGGAACGUCAUGGCAUUGGAACUGAUGCAUCAAUCCCAACACAUAUAGAAAAUAUCGUUCAAAGAGGUUACGUUCAACUUCUUUCGGGGCGAAAACUACAACCUACACCAUUAGGGAUUGUACUCGUUCAUGGUUAUCAAACAAUCGAUGCCGAACUUGUCCUACCACAUAUGCGUAGAGCUGUUGAAGAACAAUUAAAUCAUAUUGCUCGUGGUCAUGCUAAAUAUGAUUUAGUAUUACAAUUUGUUUUAGCUAUUUUUGCCGCAAAAUAUCGUUAUUUUGUUGAACAUAUCAAUGGUAUGGAUCAAUUGUUUGAAGUUUCAUUCACUACUCUAGCUAGUUCAGGUAAACCUUUAUCCAGAUGUGGAAAAUGUCAUCGAUACUUAAAGUUUAUAGAUUCUCGACCACAACGUCUUCAUUGUUCAAUUUGUAAUGAAACAUAUACAUUACCACAGAAUGGUACAAUUCGACCCUAUAAAACCGAAAAGUGUCCUUUAGAUAAAUUUGAACUGCUAUGCUAUACUCAAGGCGGUAAAGGAAGAAAUAUGGUUUUUUGUCCAUAUUGUUUUUCUCAUCCACCAUUUGAAUCAAUGCCAAAAUUAUCCGGUUGUAAUAGAUGCCCUCAUCCAACAUGUCCACAAUCAAUGGAAUCAUUAGGAGUUGAUGCAUGUCCUGAUUGUCCAUAUGGUAUACUAGUUUUAGAUGAUUCUAAUGCACCAAAAUAUCGUUUAAAUUGUAAUAGAUGUCCAACAUUCCUGUCUAUUUCGGAUGCUGUAAAAAGUAUGUCUGUCAAAAAUGUUAGCUGUUCAGUAUGUACAGCUAUGCAUCUUAACUUGAGAUUUGAUCCGGGUAAAGUCCCUAAUUCAAGCGAAGAUAAUUCUGAAAAAAUUAGCACUACAUUCUCUGGAUGUGCAUUCUGUACAGAAUCAUUAUGUUCAUUAUUCACUAUUGUAAGAAAAAAGGAAACACCGAAUAAUCCUACUGUCAAUUUACGUGGUUCACGCCAUCAUUCUGGAACCCAUCAACGAGGUGGUCGACGAGGGCGGAGUUUACGAUAGAAUUUACAGACUAUGAACUAUAUUGAUGUCUGCUAACUGAUACUUAUGAACGUAAUUCGUGUACAUUGAUAGUUGUGAUCAUAUUACACUGUACAUAGUUAUCGCCUUUAUUAAUACAAAUAUAUACAUAUAUUAAAGCAGUUAAUAAUUUUAAUAUUGUAAAAAGAAGAGAUGUAAAUAAGCUGUCAAGAUACAUUCAGAAGCUGAUAUAAAUAAACAAGCUAAAUAGUCUAUGCCUACACCUCUUAGGUUCAUUUAAAUUCCGAAUAACUUCUCAAACAUAAUUUAUUAACCACAUAAAUGAAUUAUUUUUUAUACUAGUUUUAUGUUUAAAAUACACAACUGGGAACCUUAAUAUGAGAAAAUGAGUUUUUAGUGACAAAACCUUAUUUUCAUAAUUGUUAAUUGAUUAUUUUUUCAUUUGUACUUCGGGUUACAUAUUUAUAAUCCCUGGUUUUCAGCAUACCACUUUUAACCAAAAACAUCUUGAUGUUAUACAUCACAAAGACUAUCCCGUUAAAUUAUUGUUAUUAAAAGCAUAAAAUUUGUACUGUCAAUUUGUAGAUUACUUGAUUGAUCCACAUUAAAUUGCGCAGUUACCAAACAUUUACUUGGUAUUUUAAUAAAAACUCAACAUUUUGCAAGUAAAUUUCAGAAUUUUUAAGGUUAUCAAGAUGUACACUACUACAUGUUUUGUACGAUAGAGCAUUAAGAAUGGUUAUAAGCUUUUCAAAAAUACACCUUUUCACAAAAUAAUUCAGUAGAUCUGCAUCUAAUGAUUUCAAGUAAGGAACCUUUUUCUGCAGUAGAUAAGACUGAAUCGACAGAUAUUUAAAUAAGUGGCUGAUGUUGGACGACG